This is a messenger RNA of Emericellopsis cladophorae, 294 nucleotides long. RefSeq lists its product as uncharacterized. The transcript has a single exon. Lineage: Eukaryota; Fungi; Ascomycota; Sordariomycetes; Hypocreales; Bionectriaceae. The record is from RefSeq and is a predicted model, not a curated record. Bases 1 to 294 code for a protein of 97 amino acids.
AUGGCAGGCCUGUGCGUUGACCGAGACGGCGAACCCGCCACAGGCGUGGGCGUGGACUCGCACGUCUCAGAAGAUGAAGCGACGAAGCCUAGCGAGACCAGCCCGCGCAGUUCGGAGGAGGGCUAUAUCUACCCACAUCUGCAGACGUCCUUGGAUAGCGAGACGCUGCGGCAGUUGAGGGCCGAGUGGCGAAGCUCAAGGAAGCGCAGAAAGAGGGGGCCAUCGGGAACGACGGGUGCCACGAAAGAUCGCGGCCGGCUGCACCGCGAGGCCUCGUUCAAGACAGACAGGUAA